CGAUAUUUCAAAACACACACCUUGUAACCCUUUUUUGCGUCAGACUCGAAAAUAAUAUCUUUUUUCGACCAUAUAGACCAAAUAAGUCGAGUACUUUGUGAAACAAGAAGAAAAAGAAGAUUACCACAUCAAACAACUCCCGCGCAAUCACCGCAACAAAAAAACCCAAUAUACACAAUGGCCAAAACAGCAAAAGUCAAGAAGCGCCAAGUCACCAUCCACUCGCGUGCCGCGCGCCGCGCCGCCUCCCCCUCACUUGACCUCCCCAAAUCCGCCCAAAAACCCGCACACACAACGCGGGACUCUGCCUCGCCCUCACGGCCCUCCUCCGUAAAUCCCCACGCCCUCGCCGCCAAAGACGCAGGUAUCCAGAAGCGCCAGAAAAAAGGCACAAAUAUGACGCGCGCGCAGCGGCUGCGCCACCAAAAGGGACUUGAGCGUGCGGAAGAGAAUAUGGAUAAGUUGGCGAAUAAGCGGCUGAAGAGUCUGGGGAAAGGGAGGAAAGUGACGGAGAGGGCGAAGGGGUGGGAGGAUGUUAAUGGGGAGGGGGCUAAGAAAGUGAAGAAAGGGGGUGUGUUGGGGGAUUCGGAGGAUGUGGAGUUGAAGAGGGGGGAGAGGGAGUGGGGUGGUGAUGAGGAUAUGGAUGAGGCGGGUGAAGUCAAGGGUGAGGUGAAGGAAGUGGAUGUUGCGGUAGCGCAGAGUGUAGCGGUGCCGGAGGAGGUGGAUGAGAUGUUGUGAGCGCUGUUUGAGGAAAAGUCGACGUCAUGAUAAUAAAAAGCACGAUACCCAGAAGGAAUGAAUCAAUGUGUUGCUC
Messenger RNA from Bipolaris sorokiniana ND90Pr, 814 nucleotides. RefSeq lists its product as uncharacterized. Gene Ontology annotation, cellular component: preribosome, large subunit precursor; nucleolus. NCBI's taxonomy places the organism in Eukaryota, Fungi, Ascomycota, Dothideomycetes, Pleosporales, Pleosporaceae. The record is from RefSeq and is a predicted model, not a curated record. Gene Ontology annotation, biological process: ribosomal large subunit export from nucleus. The transcript is spliced from 2 exons. The coding region runs from base 178 to 738 and encodes 186 amino acids.